GUGGGUGAAAAGCAGAAGGAAGAUGAGAGGAUAGAGGAGAUGGGAACUGCAGCUGCAUGACCGGGAAUGAAGGCGCAACAAUGCCCUGUGAGAUGUGCGGAGGCUCCACCACGUUUACGCGCGCCAGCAGAGGAGGCGAGACCCAGUGAGGGCUUUUAGAGAACAAGUGUGGGGAAAAGUGGAUCCCGUGCACAUCGACUCGGCAGAGACAGAAACGUUUGCCGCAAGAAGUCGUCUCUGAAGAUCUGCAGAGAUGAGGCUGAACUUUUCCACAAGCUGGAUUUUCCGUGGAUGGAUACCGUGCGUCCUCGUCGUCUAUUACGCACAGACUGCCCUCUGCAAAGCUCAGCAGUGUGAUGAGAAACACUACCUGAAAUUCAACAGAUGCUGCAAGAAGUGUGAACCAGGCUUCUAUGUGUAUUCUGACUGCACCGAUUCCGACCAGACGAUAUGCCGGAGGUGCAAUUCCGGCGAGUACCAGCCCGGCUGGACUGAGGAGAAGCGAUGUCUUCAGCAGAGGUUCUGCGAUAAAGGGAAAGGUUUUAUGGAGCGGCCCGAGAACCCCGUGGCGGAGGAGCCGUGCCGCUGCCGCCCUGGCCACCAGUGUUUUCCCAUCAACUGUGAGUUCUGCGAGCGGAUCCCCACCUGCGGCGCCGGCUACGGACUAGAAACCGACCCUGAUUCUACAACUGGAAGACAGAUCUGCGUCGCCUGUAAGAAAGGCUUCUUCUCUGCCGGCAGCAACACUGAACAAUGCAAACAGUACACCAAUUGUAAGGCUGAGGGAAGGAGCGAGACGAAGCCAGGCAGCGCUCAGUCCGAUGCAGAGUGUGGACCUCCUGAGAUCGUUCCAACACCUUCCUGGGUCAUAGUUUCCGUGCUGUCGGUCAUCACCAUCCUGUCUCUGGUCAUCCUGGUCCUCUUCUGCUACAAAGACAAGCUGAAUUUACUCUCUGUAAAUCUGAGAUCCUGUGUCCAGAAUCUGAAGAGGACCCGGAUACAACAGGAGACUUUGGCCCCUCUUUAUCACAGUGGGGCAGGAGGAGGAGGCCCCGGGGGCCCUAAAUGUACGCCGUGCGAGAUGACGAAGCUCAUCUGCCAGGCGCCCCACAGCCCCGCUGACGAUCCGGCCUGCACCUUCCCCACCCCUGCUCCCGAAGUCAAAAUCUCGCUGCCCUUCACUGAGGAGGCGACCGAGAAAGAGGGGAUGAACGGGAAGACGGCGGUGGAGGAUCGGAGCGAGGGCUCCGGAGAACCGGAGGAGGUGUCGGAGGAGGAGGAGGUGGAGGAGGUGGCGAGCGUGCCUCCGCUUGUGGCGGGGUCGUGCGUCUGCCUCAUUCCCAUCCGCGAGCCCCUGGAAGUAGGAGAAAACGAGGACUGCAGCCAGGCCGUCAGCCCGGGGACGCCGGGGACCUGCUCCUGUGGAGGGCUGGACGGAGACCGGGACGGAGCCGAGAGGAGCAGAGAGCAGACCAGUGAGAACAGGAGAGAGGGGGCAGAAAAGGAUGGUGGGAAUAAAGAAAGCGCCUCCACCGCAAGUGAAACGGGCGUUUCGUCUCUCGUGUCUCUCUCGCCUCCUCCCCUCCAAACCUCCUCCGUCUCGCCGCCGUCCAGUCCAGCUCCCGAACUCUGCCUGCCGCUGUCUCAGGCUCAGCUGAGGCCGGAGUUCAGGUCUCACCCGAGCGACUCGUCGUCGGUCAAGCAGGAGGGCUACCACAGACUGCCGAGCACAGACGCCUCCUCGGCGGGCGGCGGCUCGGCCUCGGCGUUGACCUCGGUCAGCCCCCUGAUGACCUCCUCGUCCGCCGGAGAGCUCUACCUGGACAAGCCGUCCGAGGCGGCGGGGCCGGACUCCUGGAGGCACGGCAGGGAAAGCAAGCUCCCCUCGGGGGAGUCGGAGCUGGAGUGCUCGCCGGAGAGCCUCCACAGUCAGCUGGCUGCUGAACCAACUCUUACCUCAGGUCAGGUGUCUGGGAAUCACAACACCACCUUCAUCUCCAGCGGUCAGGUGAUGAACUUCAGCGGGGACGUCAUCGUGGUCUACGUCAGCCAGACGUCUCACGGCAGUGACGGGGCCGGUCAGGACAAUGCCUUCGGGAGCCCGGUGCAGGAAGAGGCCAACGAGACGGCGCCGUUCUUCCAGAGCAGCCCGACGUCGCAGGGAGACUUCGUUUCCCACUGCACCUUGCAGGACGAGACGCUGCCAGUUCAGGAAGUGAUGGUGGAGCGGCCGCUGGGAAAGUGACCCUCCUCUCUGUUUUAAUGUUGUACGUCAGCAGCGAUCAUCUCCACAGCCGUGAAUUAAACCCAUGAUGCCUUCUGCUGGGUUUGUCCACAGUAAUCACCCUUAAAAUAUGGGUAGAUCAGCUUUUUUAAAAAAACAAAUUUUCCCAUUUCGUACAUCAGUUGCUGUAUCUUGCCUCAGGCAUCUAUUUCUAUUGGAAAGCUGCAGGCUUUUUACAAAUGGAAACUCCCUCCAUUCCAGACAAUGAUGGGGAAUUUUGUUGGGAAAUGGACGUGGACCUAAAGUUCAGACUGGAAGAACAUUUGGUUUUUAUUGUUGUGUGGAACCUGUUUGAAUUAGAUACCAAAAAAAAAAAAAAAAGUUUAUGUACAUUUUAUUUCCCACCUUU
Messenger RNA from Salarias fasciatus (jewelled blenny), 2633 nucleotides. It is a transcript of the gene tnfrsf11a, whose product is annotated as tumor necrosis factor receptor superfamily, member 11a, NFKB activator. The coding region runs from base 254 to 2245 and encodes 663 amino acids. Gene Ontology annotation, cellular component: external side of plasma membrane. Gene Ontology annotation, biological process: positive regulation of bone resorption; tumor necrosis factor-mediated signaling pathway; ossification. NCBI's taxonomy places the organism in Eukaryota, Metazoa, Chordata, Actinopteri, Blenniiformes, Blenniidae. The record is from RefSeq and is a predicted model, not a curated record. The transcript has 10 exons. Gene Ontology annotation, molecular function: tumor necrosis factor receptor activity; cytokine binding.